AUGGCCGGAGGCAGCGCAAUGCAGGCGGUGCUGGCGGCCCCCGGUGUGAAGGGCCGGAAGGUGCGCGCGUUCAAGGGCAGCGAGAAGGACGCCGUUGCCGGCGUCGUGCGCUCCAUCGCUGGCACCGAGGAGCAGGGCGCCUUCUUCGUCUUUGACCUCGCCAAGGUCGUCGACCUGUACAGCGGCUGGGGGGACUGGCUCGUGUUCGACGGCAUAGGCGCCUACGCCGCCUCGUCGGGCUCCAACUUCAACGGAUUCUUGAUCUCGGACAUAAAGACGCAUUUGGCCUACUCCACCUAG
This is a messenger RNA of Triticum turgidum subsp. durum (durum wheat), 300 nucleotides long. The record is from the annotation of a GenBank genome assembly. NCBI's taxonomy places the organism in Eukaryota, Viridiplantae, Streptophyta, Magnoliopsida, Poales, Poaceae.